Messenger RNA from Penicillium manginii, 1218 nucleotides. RefSeq names its product CaiB/BaiF CoA transferase family protein. The coding region runs from base 1 to 1218 and encodes 405 amino acids. NCBI's taxonomy places the organism in Eukaryota, Fungi, Ascomycota, Eurotiomycetes, Eurotiales, Aspergillaceae. Gene Ontology annotation, molecular function: catalytic activity. The transcript has 5 exons. The record is from RefSeq and is a predicted model, not a curated record.
AUGAGGAAUGCAGGAUUCCGCAUCACCCCGCCUGCAAUCACAGUUCCGAGUCAGCAACGAUGGUCCCAUAACAUUCCCCCGAGCAGAGGUCCUCUGACUGGCGUUCGUAUUCUGGACCUGACUCGGGUUUUGGCAGGGCCAUUCUGUACUCAGAUCCUCGCUGAUUACGGCGCCGACGUGUUGAAGGUUGAAAAUCCGAAGGGAGGGGAUGAUACGCGAAGGUGGAAAACCGCCGCAGAAAAAGACAUUUGGAAAUCCACCGCGAAUGAUAUUUCAGCUUACUUCUGCGGUGUGAACCGCAACAAACGUUCGAUCACUCUGAAUUUCAAGGAAGCGCAGGGCCGCAAAGUUUUGUUCCGACUUGUAAAAAAUGCGGAUGUCUUAGUCGACAAUUUCGUGCCAGGAAAAAUGGAGGAACUGGGGAUGGGAUACGAAAAACUUCGUUCAAUCAACCCCUCAAUCAUCCAUGCUAGCGUCUCCGGUUACGGAGCAAGCGGCCCGUACGCCCAUCGCGCGGGGUACGAUGCGAUAGCUGCAGCAGAGGCGGGCUUGCUGCACAUCACUGGUGAAAAGGACGGUCCUCCGACGCGGCCAGGUUUAGGUCUUACAGACAUGAGCACCGGGCUAUAUCUCCAUGGUGCAAUUCUGGCUGCGUUGUUUGCUCGCCAGAAAAAUGGCAAAGGGCAAAAGAUCGAUGCAUCUCUAUAUGAAAGCCAAGUAUCUUUGCUGUCCAAUGUUGCAAUGUCUUGGUUGAACGGAGGAGUGGAAGCUCAGCGCUGGGGUACAGAACAUCCUAGCAUCGUUCCAUACCAGGCCUUUCAAACCAAAAAUUCGUACAUCGUCCUCGGUGCUACCAAUGAUCGCCAAUAUCAGGUCCUUUGUCAAUUGAUCGACCGACACGAUUUAGCAGAAGAUCCUCGCUUCACCAGCAACGACGCUCGAGUGGAAAACCGGGAUGAGCUGAUGAAAAUUCUGAAAGCCAUCAUAAGGCAAAGGUCAACAGACCAAUGGCUUGAAGUUCUCGAGGGCAGCGGGAUGCCAUACGGGCCAAUAAACACUGUGGAGAAGGUGUUCUCCCACCCCCAGACAGACGCUAGAGAAAUGGUUCACAAUAUACCCUACAGUGCAGCAUCUUCUGGGCAGAUUAAGGUUCUUGGUUCGUUGUACUCCAUAUUCUUUGUGUUACUAUUUACCACCAAGGCUAUUUGGUGCAUCUAG